AUGAGCAUGUCGGGAUCUGACAUGGCAACCAGGGAGCAAUUCACGGUUGGGAUGCACAGUCCUCAGCCCCAACCGCAACACCAACAGCCUCAACUUCAUCAAAACAUGCGUUUGGACUAUGGUGCUGCUGAUGGCGCCGAUAUUUUCGCCGCCCCUACCAUCAACAUUAACGGCGGAGAAUCCUCUCCAGUGGGUGUGCCUCCGGGACUGGGCCUGGGCCAGGCCCAUCCCCAGGCUAUGGUGGGGAACUCCACUGAGCAACUCAAGAGAAAGAGGGGAAGGCCCAGGAAAUACGGGCCUGACAGCGGCAUGGCCUUGAGCUUGAAUACUACCCCUACUCCCGGCGGAUCCACCGUGCCGGUUGGCCAGUCCGGUGGGGCAUUUCCGGCGAAUCCUCUCUCUGAUUCUGCCUCAGCCGGUACCGGGAAGCGUAGGGGCAGACCUCGCGGUUCUGUUAACAAGAUUAAGAAAAGCUCAAAGUUUUCCGGACUAGGAACUUUCUUUGCUCCGCAUGUCAUUACCGUGAAAGCUGGAGAGGAUUUGUCUGCAAGAAUUAUGUCAAUUUCCCAGAGCGGUUCAAGAAAUGUUUGCAUCUUAAGUGCAAAUGGAUCCAUAUCUAAUGUGACACUUCGACAACCUGCCUCAUCUGGUGGAACUGUGACUUAUGAGGGGCGAUUUGAGAUCUUAUCACUUGGUGGUUCUUUGUUUCUCCCUGAAAAUGGUUCUCAGAGCGAAAGGGCCGGGGGCCUGAGUGUGUCCUUGUCAGGGCCAGAUGGCCGUGUCUUGGGUGGCGGAGUCGCGGGUCAUUUGGUUGCUGCCUCCCCUGUUCAGAUUGUUUUGGCUAGCUUUGUUUCCAAUGGCAAGCAAUCUAAGUCUGCAAAGAGGAUGAAGAAUGUAUCUGCCCUAGAAAAGGUUUCCACAGCUGGUGGCCAAAGCAGUUCACCAUCAAGAGGCACUCUCAGUGAGUCUUCAGGUGGGGUUGGGAGCGGGAGCCCACUUAACCAAAGCACAGGAGCCUGCAACAAUGACAACAGCAACAAUAACAACAACAUUAACAACAUCAACAGCACCACCCCAACACAAGGCUUUUCAGGCAUGCCCUGGAAGUAA
Sphenostylis stenocarpa is the source of this 1110-nucleotide messenger RNA. NCBI's taxonomy places the organism in Eukaryota, Viridiplantae, Streptophyta, Magnoliopsida, Fabales, Fabaceae. The record is from the annotation of a GenBank genome assembly.